Psylliodes chrysocephalus is the source of this 827-nucleotide messenger RNA. Lineage: Eukaryota; Metazoa; Arthropoda; Insecta; Coleoptera; Chrysomelidae. The record is from the annotation of a GenBank genome assembly.
AUUUAUUAUUUAUUUUCAGAUUGCCUGUGGUUGCAUACAAAUAACAUUAGUAAAAGAAGAAUCUAAAUUUUCAUAAUGGCUCCUAGUUAUAAAGUGAUCCAUUUUAAUUUUAACGGAAGAGGAGAACCAAUAAGAAUGCUCUUAACUUGGGGAGGAAUUCCAUUUGAAGACAACAGAAUUGAAUGGGUUGACUGGCCAAAAAUAAAACCAACUACACCUCUGGGACAACUUCCAGUUUUGGAAAUAGAUGGAAAAGGUUACACUCAAACUCUACCACUUUGCAGAUAUUUAGGAAGAUUGCUUAAGCUUGACGGCAAAGAUAUGUUGGAAGAUUUGGCUAUAGAUUCUGCUGUUGAAAUGACUUGGGACAUGCUUAGAACUGCUUAUAAACGCAUGAUGGAACCUAGUGAAGAAAGAAAAAAUCAAUUAUUGGAUAAACUACAUGGUCAAAUGACUGUGUUAUUAGAAAAACUUGAAGAAAAUACCAAGAAAAACGGAUAUAUUGCAAUAAACAGGAUUACUUGGGCAGAUUUGGUAUUCCUUUGCGGAUACGAAGACUUGGAAAAUCUUUUAUUUGGUGAAAAUCCGUUUGCUAAAUACCCUAAUCUCUCUGAAAAAUAAGCUUCUCGAAAAUGAAAAUAUUAGGGAAUAUCUCCUGAAAAGACCUACCAACACUUGGAUGACUUCUUAUAAUCUGAAAAAUGAAUUCUAAUUGUGAAUAAAGUGAAAAAUUUUGAUUUGUUGUAAAUAAAUUUAUGUUUUUCUUAAAGUGUGGUAAUUUUUGUGUGUUUUUAUGUAAAAAAUACAUUAUUAAUUCAAACUUUAGC